Molecule: messenger RNA, 2814 nt
Organism: Adineta steineri
Lineage: Eukaryota; Metazoa; Rotifera; Eurotatoria; Adinetida; Adinetidae
Source: the annotation of a GenBank genome assembly
AUGGAUGAGUUUGAUGCACUUUUAGCUCAACUUGGUCCUGAAGAUCUUGAUAAAGUGAAUGAUAUAAUCGAUCCAGAGAAUUCAUAUUUACCAGCAAGUGACCGUUGUAAACAACAAACAGCUAAAACUGAAACUGGUCCAUAUGAUCGCACUAAACUUCUUGAAUUUCUUACUGAACAAGGCAAAAAUGAAAAAGAUUGGGAUCAUAUUAAAUCAUAUGUUCCAGGUGAAAAAAAAGGUAAAGUUUGGCAAGCACCACCUGUUGUUAAACCAACACAAGCAGAAGAAGAUGAGUUCAUGGUUUCAACUGAAUGGGAUGAUGUAUUAACAAAUGCAAGUGAAUCAGAAAUAGUUGAACUUGCUGCUAUACUUGGUUUUACGGGUUUAAUUAAUCAAGUACAAUAUCAUGCAGCAUUGAAUGAAAAAGGUUUACCAUCACAUUCAGGCGGAUGGAAUGCUGCUGCUAGAAGUGAACCAUUAAAAAUUCUUCCACCUGAACCAGAUAAUACAACAGAUGUUGAAGAUUGUAUUAAAAAAGCAAAAGCAAAUGACAGUGGUUUUACUCGUAUUAAUAUAAAUAAUAUUAAAGAAGUUAAACCUGAUGUACUUAAAGAAUUACUUAAUUCAUUAAAAGACAAUACAUAUGUACAAACUCUUGAAAUGGCUAAUGUUGGAAUGACAGAUAGUGUUGGUCGAGUACUCGCAGAACUUCUUGAAGCAAAUUCAACAUUAAAAACUGUUAAUGCUGAAUCUAACCGUUUAACGGGCUUAGUUGUUAGUGAAAUUGUACGUGGUACAUUAAAAAAUCAAACAUUACUUGAAUUACGUUUAUCAAAUCAACGUUCUCAAAUACUUGGCAAUCGAGUUGAAAUGGAAGUAGCUGAUGCUAUACAAAAAAAUGAUGCACUUCUUCGUUUAAAUUUACAAUUUGAUACACUUGGACCACGUGUACGUGCUACGGAAAAACUUAAACAAAAUUUAGAUGCUCUUGAUCUUCGUCAACAAAAUGAUAAUGACAAUAGAUCUCAAGUAGACAAUCUUAUUAAUAAUUAUAAUCAUCAUCAUAAAAGUCAUUUAAAUAAAGAAGAUCUUACUGAUGAUAAUCAAAAAUCUCCUUCAACAUUUCAACGUGAAAAAAAAUAUUCAUCACGUAAAAAAGUUCUUGAUGAAAUUGAUACUGGUGAUGAACCUGAAAAACCUUUACGACGUACACAUUCAUCAAAAUCAAAUAAUCAAACUGAAUUAUCAGAUAUAAUAAAUCAUGCAACACAAAAAAUGAAAACAACAACAGAAAAUUAUGCUGAAGAAGCAUCAUUAUGUAUUAAUGAAUUUGAUGUUAAAACCGAAACAUUAGUUAAAGUAAAAGAAUUAAAAAAUGGUGCACAUAUGAUACGAUUUGUACGUAUUGAAGAACCAUCAUCCUCUCAUGGUCUUGAUAUAAAAGAUAUUUGUAUGCUAAAUUGUUGUGUAGAAAAAACUUGUGAUUUAGCUAUGCUAAGUGAACAACGUACAAAUGAUGGUUUUAAAUGUUAUUUAUUUGCUUGUAAUGGUAGUUGUACAUAUGCACCACAUGGAGAUUAUACAAGUAUGAUAUUAAAAAAAGAUUCAUCUUCUGAUGAUGAAACAACAAUAUCAAAUAAACAAUCGAAGACAAAUGAAAAAAUAUCAGAUGCAUCAUCAUCAACAAUUUCUACUACUUGUCGAAGUUCUGAAUUUUCGUGUCGAGAUGGAAGUUGUAUUCCAUAUUAUGAUGUUUGUAAUUCAUAUGAAGAUUGUCCAUCGGGUAUUGAUGAAGCGAUGUGUUCACCGGAGUUUACUGCUCAUCAACGUACACAACAAGAAAAUCGAAAGAAACCUUCAACAGUAGAUAUUGAUAGUGAAACAAAUACAGAUCUUGAUGAAGUUCUUGAUGAAAUCGGAGAUGAAGAAUCAGUAACAACAAAAUCAACGCCGAUAAAAACUAUUGCGAAGAAUGAAAAACAAAAUAAAAAUUCAACGACAUCUUUUCUGUAUAAUAUUGAUCUUGAUACACAAGAUCGUGUAUCAAAAUUACAAAAACUCAAAGAGUAUUUAGAGGAAACAAAAGGUCCUGAAGCAUGGUAUCAUUUAUUUCAAACAUUAGUUCAACAUCAACAACAAGAUCAUUCAAAUAUCGAACCAGAACAAAUUGGUUCAUCAUCAUCAAAUGAUGAAGAUAAUUUUCAAGAUCAUUUAUUAGCAUUAGAACAACAAUGGAUAGCUGAUCGACAAAAAACAACAACAACGACGACAACGACAACUAUGAAACCAAAAUUUAUUAGUCGAAAAACCAUAACAACCACAACAACAACAACAAAAGCAAGUCGACGAAUGAAAACUAAUAAUGAAAAUGAUCCAAGAUUACAAAGACCAUCACCUAUUAUUGAUGAUGAAGUAACAGAUGAUGAAGAGGAUGAAGGUGGUGAUGAUGGUGAUCGAUACUAUUGGCAACCCACAUAUGAUGAUCGUCGUGGAAAUCGUUAUAAUAAUUAUCCACAAAAAACUAAGAGUACAUCUACAACAAGAAAACCAAGAAUAAAAUAUCCAUCAAAUAAUCGAGAUAGUACUAUGACAACAUUAUUACGAGCCAACGGUAUUGAGCCAGAUAAUUAUUCUCAUACAAGAUCAUUUAUACGUGAAUCAAGUGUUAUUUUAUUACUUCUUCUUGGUCUUGUAUUUACAAUUAUAUUACUUGUUCUAGUCGGUUUUUAUUGCCGAGAUUCAUGGAAACAUGGUCGUAUAAUAAAAAGUCGUUCAACAGAUGCUGAUUAUUUAAUUAAUGGGCUUUAUUUAUAA